Molecule: messenger RNA, 1617 nt
Organism: Phymastichus coffea
Lineage: Eukaryota; Metazoa; Arthropoda; Insecta; Hymenoptera; Eulophidae
Gene: Pdss2
Product: all trans-polyprenyl-diphosphate synthase PDSS2
Exons: 5
Coding region: 386-1600 (404 amino acids)
Biological process (GO): ubiquinone biosynthetic process; isoprenoid biosynthetic process
Cellular component (GO): mitochondrion; transferase complex
Molecular function (GO): prenyltransferase activity
Source: RefSeq, a predicted model, not a curated record
CUUCGUAUUUCUAUAAAAAAACAUGUAACAUUAAAUUUGGCGCAACUUGUACAAUGAUUUUCUGAGAAAAUUUCUCAGGCGAUUAUUGAAAUUUGAGUGAUUUCAUAAGAAGGCAGUUUCAAAUUUAUAAGUAAAACAAAGAAAGUAAAAUCAAAUUAUGCUGACCGAUAAUAAAACGGAAGAAAUGUUACGCAUGUUUGGUAUGUGGUGCCUUGGUAAUCAGCAGCAAGGAGGAACGCCCAGGUGAAAUGAGGACAAAAGAGAAAGUUUUUCAACGUCAAUAAGCCACGAAUGCCUUGCUGCUGGCCAACAUGUGAGGGAAUUCCAUUCGGAAAAGAAGUGUUCAUUCUGUUGACGACUAGUUUACGUUUCGGAGCGGCGUAAAAUGUCUGUUAAUAAAUCUGUACUGUUUCUUAUUCGGCGGAGCAAAACACUCUCCUCAUCAUGCAAUAAAUCGAGUUUGUUUUACGCCGAUAGACAAAAAGUGAAUUUGGAUUUGAAAAAAUAUAGCACAAAAACUGUCAACAGUCAGAAGCCUGACUGGAACAGAGCAGUUUCUGAGGCUGAAAAAAUCGUUGGAUAUCCUACUUCGUUUCUAAGUCUUCGCUGGCUGCUUAGUGAUGAAAUUGCCAAUGUUGCUCUUCAUUUGCGGAAACUUGUUGGUUCUAACCAUCCACUUCUCAAAACUGCCAAAAGUUUGAUUUAUAAUGGGCGUAAUAUGCAAGCUUGGGGUCUUAUUGUUCUCCUUAUAUCAAAAGCUGCAGGGCAUAUAAAUGUUGAAGAUAUGGAAGAAGACAAGUCGGCUGGAGUCUUACACAGUCAACGUGCACUAGCUGAAGUUACUGAAAUGAUUCGUACAAGUCAUUUAGUACACAAAGGUUUAGUUAAUAUACGACCAGGAGUUUAUCCUGAACAAUCAGAGCUGGAUGAUAUGACUUUCGGAAAUAAAAUUGCCCUACUCAGUGGUGAUUAUUUAUUAGGAAACAGUAGUGCUGAAUUGGCAGCUCUUAGAAAUCAAGAUUUGGUAGAGCUCAUGUCAAGUGCAGUUAGAGACUUGGCAGAAGCAGAAUUUGUAGGUAGAAGAGACAGUCAAGAUAAUCCCUUACCAUCUGUACCACCUGCAGAUCGCACAGGCUAUGCCGUGAAAGAAUGGACUCUGCGUAAUGUUUUGAGUGCUGGUGCACUCUUGGGGAAAUCUUGCAAAGGUACACUGAAAUUGGCUGGUCACAAUGAGAAAAUGCAAGAAGAGGGCUACAAAUUUGGAAAACAUUUGGCUCUGGCUUGGCAGGCUUAUCUAGAUCUAAGCCCAUUUAUAAGCAAAGAUAGAAAUAAUCAGUUUAAUGUGUGCUCAGCUCCAGUCAUGUUCCACAUUGAACAUGAUCCUUUAAUUUUGGUAGAAAUUGAUAAAGGUCUAGAGUCUGUUCAAAAUAUUGAUUAUGCCAAAGUUUAUGACAUUGUUGUUAGUGGUCCUGGAAUAGAAUUAACAAAGCAAUUGCAGCAAGAGCAUUCGCAACGUGCAAUGGAGGUGCUAGAUGUCUUUCAAGAAAGUGAUGCACGAACAGCUCUGUCAAAUAUUAUAGCUGCGAUGGGAGAUUUUUGAAAUGAAACAAUUGAGAA